Molecule: messenger RNA, 10160 nt
Organism: Cottoperca gobio
Lineage: Eukaryota; Metazoa; Chordata; Actinopteri; Perciformes; Bovichtidae
Gene: casz1
Product: castor zinc finger 1
Exons: 20
Coding region: 144-6356 (2070 amino acids)
Biological process (GO): regulation of neuron differentiation; positive regulation of transcription by RNA polymerase II
Cellular component (GO): nucleus
Molecular function (GO): RNA polymerase II transcription regulatory region sequence-specific DNA binding; DNA-binding transcription factor activity, RNA polymerase II-specific
Source: RefSeq, a predicted model, not a curated record
GGCUCCAUAUUCUUUCACCUACCCCCCGUCAAAUCACAGGAAGGAGGGGCCAGACCCUAAGCUGCCAAUCAAAUCCGCUCGUGGCAGCCGGCAUUAUCUCAGCAACAAACUAUUGACAGAUUACAUGUCAAGGAGUUUAGUGCAUGAUUGAAGGAAGCCUUUUUUUUAUCAAGUUACUUUUCCGCUUUAUUUCCCCCUCCACCAACCAACAUUCGAAUGACUUUCUAACAGAGUUGAGUAAUAUUAUGAAAGUUACAUGUCUGAGAGGAUUUAACUUCGACUUCCCUGAAUAUGCUGAAAGGAGUUUAUGCACUGAAACGAUCUCAGGAAAAUCCAAGAUGGCCGCCAAAAGGAAAGGUGGCCUAAAACUCAAUGCUAUCUGUGCCAAGCUGAGCCGCCAGGUGGUAGUCGACAGCAGCUCCCAGAAUGCAGAGGGAGACCAGAGUGUAGCGGAAAACAGCGAGCGCGGUAGUUCCCACUACGAUGACAAUGAGACCAUCUUCCCCGAGAGCCUGAACCUCAGUCAGAGCCUCGAGGAGGACCAGAAGAGACGUGAGGCCAUCGAGAAGUGGGUCAACGGCGAGUACGGCGAAGAGCCACCGGCUCCUGACGAUGAGAAGGAGCAUGGACUCAAAGUCAAAAAUGACACAGAUUGCCCUCCUGAGGGCGUGUACAUGGUACAGCCCACAGGCUGCAGCGAUGACGAAGACCAUGCAGAGGAGGCCGAGCCCGCGGCAGGCUCACAGGAUGGCAGUUACCAUAACAACAAAGAACCUGAAGACAGGCCUUCUAAGGACAACACCUACAAGCCACCAAGCGAGGCCCCGAGUCGCCAAGCACCUUUCUCUCAUACAGGAGAAGCAUCUGCCCUGCGAGACUAUGCAGCCAACACCAUGAAUGAAUUUUUAGGAAUGUUUGGUUACAAUGACCAGCAGGUAAGGGAUGAGCUGACCAAGAAGAUCAGCUUUGAGAAGCUCAAAGCCGCUACCUCAGACCCCUCAUCCCUCAGCAGUGAGGAGGCCUCACGGCGUGCCCGCUUCUCCAAGUACGAAGAGUACAUUCGUAAGCUAAAAGCCGGCGAUGCCCUACCUUGGCCCAUGCAUGCUUCCCCACCAAAACCAGACGACCUCAACCACAAACUGGCCCAAGACAAGAGCGCGACCAUGCUCCAGACCUCUGGAUGCCUCCAAGGGGCCGAGGCACAGAUCUACCCCCCCAGCCUGGACCACAAACAGCCAGGAGGACCUCAGCUAGGCACUUCUCAGCCACCAAAUCCCUCUCACAUCCAGAACAUGGCAUCCCGAGCCUCCAAGUAUGACUUCUUUAUUCAGAAGCUGAAGAUGGGUGAGAGUCUACAGCAGCAGAACGGUAAUACUUACAAGCGACCCUCCAAGUACGACCUAGAGAACGUCAAGUUUCUGCACCUCUUCAAGCCUGGUGAGGGCAACCCUGACAUGGGCGGUGCCAUCGCUUUUAAGACUUGCAAAGUGGGCCGCCCUUCGAAGUAUGACAUCAGAACAAUUCAGAAGCUAAUGCCAGGAAAUCCAGAGGCCUCACUGAUGCCCAAUGUCCUCGCUACAGCACCAGGGAACCUGGGAGCUCCUGGAGUUCCCAACGUGGGCGCAGCCGGGGCCAGCAUCGCCCCAGGACUCACAAUGGACCAGACAGGAAACUUAAGCUUCAACGCUGCUGACUACCUGAAGUCCAGCUUUUCCAAGACUGACUCCAUCACCACGGGCACUGUGUCCUCCGUGAAGAAUGGCCUGCCACCAGAUAAACCCGCGAGUGACGACAUCAACCUCUACCAGAAAUAUAUUGCCAGAGACAAAAACAUCAGGGGAGGGGAGGUAUCUUGCGUUUCAAUGGACACAGAACAAUGUCCCCCAUUCUGGAUUCAUUUUCAGCCGACAGUAGAAAGGUUCUCUGGAAGUCAACACUGUGGACACGUGCACUGUGCCUACCAGUACAGAGAGCAUUACCACUGCAUGGACCCUGAGUGUAACUACCAGGUGAGCAGGUUUACCAGUAAGCAGGAUGUAAUCAGGCACUACAACAUGCACAAGAAGAGGGACAACUCUCUGCAGCAUGGCUUCAUGCGCUUCAGCCCUCUGGACGACUGCAGUGUCUACUACCAUGGCUGCCACCUCAAUGGAAAAAGCACCCAUUACCACUGCAUGCAGGUGGGCUGCAGCAAGGUGUACACCAGCACCUCAGAUGUCAUGACCCAUGAAAACUUCCAUAAAAAGAAUGCACAGCUGAUCAACGAUGGCUUCCAGAGAUUCCGUGCCACUGAGGACUGUGGCACAGUCAGGUGUCAAUUCUACGGGCAGAAGACUACACACUUCCACUGCAGGCGCCCAGGAUGCACAUUCACCUUCAAGAACAAGUGUGACAUUGAGAAGCACAAGAGCUACCACAUCAAGGAUGAUGCCUAUGCCAAAGAUGGCUUCAAGAAGUUCUAUAAGUAUGAGGAGUGCAAGUACGAGGGCUGCGUGUACAGCAAAGCCACCAACCACUUCCAUUGCAUACGCUCAGGCUGCGGCUUCACUUUUACCUCCACUAGCCAGAUGACCUCUCACAAGCGCAAACACGAGCGCCGGCACAUCCGCUCCUCCGGUGUCAUGGGCCUGUCUUCCGCCUACCUGGUGCCAAAGGAUGAGCCAGAUGAAUCGAGCAACGAUGACCUGAUGGACUUCUCGACCAUUAGCAGCAAGAACUCCAGCCUGAGUGCCUCGCCUACAACCCAGCAGUCCACCACUAUAUCGCACCUGUUGGCCACGCCCACCACUGUUGUCUCCGCCUCCUCUAUUUCGGGCCACUCCCUCAAACCCACAUCCUCGCUGCCCUGUGUGGGUAUGUCCAACCUGCUGUCCCAGGCCCUUCCCAGCAACAUGCCGGUGGCCCUUGCUCUUUCCAACAGCGGCAUGGCCGCCUCCAACCCGUUCUUCCCCCUCAUACCCAGGAUGUCUCUCCAACCUCCUCUGCAAGCCGCUAGCCUGAUAUCAGCUGUAACUUCUGGGGCCCACUCCAUGCCCACCGACUCACUGACCCAGGGUUACUCCACAGUGGGUGCAGACGGAGCCAUGGCCUCUACCCCAACAUCCUUCACCACCUCCUCCAUCAUGGAGAAGAUCUCGGCAAGCAAAGGUCUGAUAUCACCUAUGAUGGCCAGACUGGCAGCUGCUGCCCUGAAGCCCUCCAACAACCCAGGCAUAGGGAAUGGGCAGUCGGCUUUAGCGAGCCAGUUCAAUCUGGUUCAAGUGAAGCAGGAGCCAAUGGACAUCAACUCUGGGGCCUCCCAAGACUCAACGCAGGAGCACAGCCUGGACCUGAGCAAGAAAGACCACAGUAAUGAAUCAAACGGACACCCUGUACCCGGGAAUACAUCUCUUUUAUCCUCGCUUAUGAAUAAGAUGUCACACGUGAACCCUGCACUGUUCAACGCCAUGAACCUGACGACAGAGCUGGAGGCAGGCCAGGGCGGCAACACCUCGGAGGCAGCACAGUAUCUGAACAGAGUGCUGAAGAGGCCCCUGCCAGAAAAACAGACUGAGAUCUGGAGUACAUACCUCCGCAGGUUUGACACAGAUGACUACUGUGAGUCCCAGUGUGACUUCCUUCAGAAAGUGCACUUUCACUGCGUGGUAGAGGACUGUGGUGCACUCUUCAGUACCGUGGAUGGGGCCAUAAAACAUGCUAACUUCCACCUCCGGGCCACGUUGAAAGUGAAGUCGGAGCCUUAUUUCAGUGAGGGCAAGGACUCCAGUGAGGGUGCCUCGCUGCAGCCUGCUGCCCCCGUCUCUAUGGCCAACAAUCCCUCCAUGGAUGUGGCACACCUCACCUCCUCUGGUGGAUACGGCUCUCCUCCUCCCUCCCUGCUGGCCUGGAAGCAGCUGACCGGCAGCAUCCCUCAGAUGUCGGCCUCGAUGCCCAACCUGCCAGCCAACUCUCCGCUGGCCACCACCUCUCUGGAGAAUGCUAAACCACAAGUCAAACCGGGUUUCCUGCAGUUCCAGGAAAAUGAUCCCUGUUUGGCUACUGACUGUAAAUACUCCAACAAGUUCCACUUCCACUGCUUGUUUGGGAAUUGCAAGUAUGUGUGCAAGACGUCCGGCAAGGCCGAGUCCCACUGUUUGGACCACAUCAACCCCAACAACAACCUGGUGAACGUCCGUGACCAGUUUGCCUACUACUCUCUCCAGUGUCUCUGCCCCAACCAGCACUGCGAGUUCAGAAUGAGGGGCCACUAUCACUGUCUGCGGCCUGGCUGCUUCUUUGUCACUAACAUUACCACCAAGCUGCCAUGGCACGUCAAGAAGCACGAGAAGGCGGAGCGUCGUGCCGCCAAUGGCUUCAAAUAUUUCACCAAGAGGGAGGUGUGUGGGAGGCUGGGUUGUAAGUAUAACCAAGUCAACAGCCACUUCCACUGCAUCCGCGAUGGUUGCCAGUUCUCCUUCCUGCUCAAACACCAGAUGACUUCGCACGCACGCAAACACAUGAGGCGGAUGCUGGGGAAAAACUUUGACAGAGUCCCGUCCCAGGGGAUGCCACUCAGUCAGAGGGGAGAUGGAUCCGGCAUGAUCCAUCCUGGUAUGAACUCCAGCUUCAUGGAUGAGACUGAUGAUUACAUGGACUACAUGGGAGGGGGGGGCAGCCCCUUGGGCCUCUCCUCCGAGUCCUCCAACCAGGACCGGAGCGGCACCAGCACACCUGUAGCCAACGAUGGCUCUCCAGCAGGACAAGGCUGGCCCGGCACCACUUCUGCUCCUAGCACCCCUGCUGACACUAGCGCUACCCACAAUGCACCUCCUUAUUCCCCUCCUCCUCCGCCACCUCCUCUCUGCUCCACUCCUCAGCCUGGCCUCCAGUCCCAGACCCCAUCCCUCUCUCCUGCUCUCCUCCGACCUCCUCUCUCCUCACUCCCAUACCUCCUCUCUCCAUCCUGUCUGUCAUACUCUCUGCUCAGCGCCUCUCUGGGAGCCACUCGGAGUGUUGUCAUGCCAACCAACACACCAGCUUUCAGCUCCAUCAUUGCCACUCCGUCUCCGGUUAAAAAUGACGUCCCUAUAGUGCAGGAUGCUGCAGGCAACACCAUCUCCAUUCCCACGGCCACUGGUGCGAAGAAGCGCUUCUGGAUCAUCGAGGACAUGUCACCGUUCGGCAAGCGGCGCAAGACCGCAUCGUCACGUAAGAUGCUGGAUGAGGGGAUGAUGCUGGAGGGCUUCCGGCGCUAUGACCUCUACGAGAACUGCAAGGAUCCGGGAUGCCAGUUUUCUCUGAAGGUGACCCAUUACCACUGCACGCGUGAGAACUGUGGCUACAAGUUCUGCGGCCGCACCCACAUGUACAAGCACGCGCAGCACCACGACCGCGUGGACAACCUGGUCCUGGACGACUUCAAGCGCUUCAAAUCUUCACUCAGCUGCAACUUCCCCGACUGCCAGUUUUCAGGCAACAGCACCCACUUCCACUGUCUGCGCUGCGGCUUCCGCUGCACCGACAGCACCAAGGUGACGGCGCACCGCAAGCACCACGGCAAACAAGAUGUGAUCAGCGCCGCCGGCUUCUGCCAGUUCAGCUCCAGCGUCGAUUGCGAGGUUCCCGACUGCAAAUAUAAGCUCAAGUGCUCGCACUUCCACUGCACGUUCCCAGAGUGUAAGCACACGGUGGUGGGAAUGUCCCAGAUGGACUCCCACAAGAGGAAGCACGAGAAACAGGAGCGGGGCGAUCUGCCGUCUGUGUCGCCCAAACAGGAAGGGGUGCACCACCUGGGAGGAAGUGUGUCUGCGGUCCCUCCAGCCUCCAUGGGUCUUUCCACUUCCUCACCGAGUGACUUCCACGGCUUGUCCCGCAGCAUUAACAGCAGCGCUCCCUCCAUGCUCUACCCAACAGGCGGCAUCGGGUCCGAGUACAACCACCUGUACGCGCCAUCUUCCAUCAGCCUGGACGGCUCCCUCAACCUGGGCACCGACACCAGCAGCUGCCUGUUCUUCCUGAAGAAUGCAGCCGGUCUGGGUCUCAGCGACUCACUGGACCUCAGCACCAGAAUGCACCACGAUGUAGCGCGAUCUAGCAACAACCAGGCACCGCCGUUUGGUCUGCCGGCAGCUCAGGACGACACCACAGGAACAUCCGGAGAGGCUGAAGAUGACCUGUCGCCAGAGGAGGAGGCGCACGCAGACGAGGAGGAAGAUGAGGAGGAGGAGGAGGAAGAGGAGGAGGCAGGGCUCAACACUGACUCGAAUGACGAUUCGAUGGCGGAGCCUGACGGUGAAAAGGACAAUGGCGAGAGUUUUGAUGCUUCCGUUAACCACACUGAUACUUCCCGACUGGAAAAGCAAGACGUUGAUCCAUGAAAAAAAAAAAAAACUACUAGUGACUGUAGGAACUGAAGAAAUACUCUGUGUACUCCGUGUACUCCGUGUACUCUGUGUACUCCGUGUACUCUGUGUACUCCGUGUACUCCGUGUACUAUGAACAAACAAAAAUGAAAGUGGCCUCAUUUAUCAUGUUUAGAGACUUCAGAUGACAUCAAAAAACAACAACAGCGUGGAGAAAAAUGAUGGCCCAAAAUGAUUUAUUAUGAUGUUUACAAGAUGACCAACAUUAUUAAUUCAAUUAUGCAUUAAAAAAUAUGAACGGAGACACACAGAAUUAGGCCCUGGUUUACACACGGGGCAGCAAUGUAAAGCAUUUUACUACACAUCAGUCUUUUUGUGUGCGUGCAUGUUUGACUUUAAUUUAUUUGAAUUUUUUUCACUUUUUUGUGUGUGGUUAAAAAAAGAAAAUGUUCGAAAAACAAAAACAAAUCUCUCUAUAUAACUAUAUAUGUAAGUGUGUGUGUGUGAACGAUGAUAUACAAAAGGAAAUUGCUGGCACAGGCGACAUGAACUGCAGGGCCGUGGAGACAGACAAAGGGACGUGAAUCACUAAGGGGAAACAGGAUGCGUUCAAACGGUUGAUCUUUUUUUCCUGUAUUAAUAUUAUUAUUAAUUAUUAUUAUAAUGAGACACUGAGAGAACAGUGAGUUACAUUUUGCUUGUUCCCAUCUCUCUCAGAUGUUUUUCUUUGUUCUCAAUGAUGAAUUGACCAGUAAAUACUUGGUCAGUGUCGGCAGUCGGGCGUCCAGCAAGCCGCCGGUCCCAACAGUUCUCUGACAUUCUGCUAGAAAUGUUCGACUAGCAUCAAAACCAAGCUCAGCCCUUGUACUUUUACCCCCUGCGGAGGAAUCAAGUUUGUGUGUGGAUAGUGCACUUUUAUAUUAGCUGACCACGAUGAUUUACGAUGAUGAUGAUAGAAAACUCAUAAGCAUAUUUAAAAAUAUUUUUGUUACCAUUUGCAUCUUUGCAUUACAAUGUCGUUUCGUUGUGUUGUUAGUCAGAAGCAUAUCGAUCUGUAAGCAGGCGAGGUUGUGAUUAACGGCCGGGGAGUCAGGAUGUGGGGGGGGUCACACUGACCACAGGAAAUGAUGAGUCACUCAGAGCGAGGGGGAAGCGUCAGGGAGUGUGUUUUAUGUUGAAAAUUUACAGACCGAAAAUGUCUCACCGGCAUUUUGUUUCCAUUCACUAUGGCUGUGGUUGAGCUCCUGUUGUAACGGAUUUUAUUUAAUAUUUAUGUGACCUUCCAAUGAGAAAUAUUAGGGUGUUAUUGCACUUUUUAGGUUCAUUUUUACCGUCUGAAAAAAAAUAUAUGAUAUAUAUCUUUUAAUAGGGAAUUUUGCUUUAAAGAUGUUGUUUUAGUUCACUUUUGCUUUAAUGCACAAAUAGAUGUUAGUGUGACAAAGAACUGUCGUUCUGUGAUUUAUUUAAAGACUGGUUGUUUUUUUUUUGCUUCUGUGAUUCGACAGGUUUAUAGAAAAAAGAAAAAAAAAAGGAAAUGGGUGCACCAGAAAGACGGUGCGCUGAUGAGAAACACUAAUACGGACUGUGAUUUUAAAUGAAUUCUUAAGAAGUUCAUGGCAAUGCUCACUUACUGUAGUACUAAAUUAUAAAUCUGUCAAAGCCACCCUCUGGUUUAUAUUGAGCGAAUAUGUUCGACAGAGACGUGGACACACUGAUCAUGAAUUAUCUCCUGAGCUUGGCAUUUGAAAGGAACGAUCAUAAUAUAGGGAAUAAAUGUGUGUGUAGAUGAUAUUCCUCCAGAUAUUGUUUUGAGAAGAAAAAAAAGGUUGUACAGUAUUUUCCUCUGUAAAAAAUAACUAUAUAUGAACAAAAUGCUCUUUGAUGAACAGCUUCCUUUAAAAAGAAAACCGUUAAGAGGAGAAAUGAAUAAUAAAAAGUUAAAAAUUCAAAUAGCCUCAACAUAGUUUGCUUGUGUGCGUGACCUUUUUUAAGUACCCCAGAUUUUUUUGGAAAAGGUUGUUCCUACUGUAGCGUUGGCAGAUUCCGUUAUGUUUGCAGUAUCUUUCUUUUUCCAAACUAUGUCAGAAGCUCAAACUAAAAUACACUGAUUUUAAUUAAUUCAUCGAUGUUUCUGUUUUAUUUAAUAACUCGUUUUAAUCAUUGUCAUUUUGCUAUGUGUGCGCUUCUGUUUUGUUUUUCCUCAUGAAUUGAAAUUCUUGGUUUAUUUUUACUUUGCUGUGGGCAUGCCUCGUUCACAGACUGAGCUGUCUCCCGGGACGCUGCAGAGCAGAGGCGUCGCCACGUUUGUUUGGCUGCUCAUCAGAUAACUGUCGGGUCUGGGAGACAUUGUGCACUUGAAAUCAGUUUAUGUGUGUGUGCGUGUGUGUGUGUGCGUGUGUGUGCGUGUGUGUGUGUGUGUAAAAUAGCAGGAUUUGUAAAAAGUUGAAAAUAAAGAAACUAUAAUUGUUAUAACAAUACACAUGUAGUAAUUGAUAGUACUUCAGUCUGAGGACAUUUUGGGUCACGUGUGGAGGGGGAAAGGUGCUGCUGGACGCCAGCAGGGCAAAAGGUCACAGCAGCGAUCUCUCUGUCUCUUUUUUGUUUGUCUGUCAGUGACACUACUGAAGUGUGUGUGUGUGUGUGUGUGUGUGUGUGUGUGUGUCCUCCUUGAGAAAGACAGAUAGGCCACGGCUGUAAGAACACAGACCUGUGGCUCUGUCCCAGCUGCUCAGAGUUUCGAUUCAUAUUUCAUGACCUUGUGCGCCUUUUCCCUGCUUUGCUCCGCUUUAAACCCAACUGGGACACUUUUCUGUCACAGAAUUUGAUGAAAACAAACAAAAAACAAACAUCUGCAUUCAUGCAGGUAGAGGAAUCAACAAUAUUUGUUGUUGGGGUCGCCCGUUGUUCAUGCUUGACAUUCUGGUGCGAGAACAAGAUCAGAGCCGAGGACCAUUAGGGAGAUUUAGAGGCCUGCUACUGCUAACAAGAUGGCUCUCUGUGUCUUGUUCAGUGUUAACAGGGCACAUUUGUUUUUUUUAGUUCUGUUUUUUUCUUUUUUUUGCCUUGAGCCAUGUGCUGGGUUCUCCUCCCACUCCCUCAUGUCACCCAGUGGCCAGUGUGCUGGUUCUCUCUGUCCCUUCGUCUACAGCUGUUCCUGUCCUUCCUCCUUCUCUUCCUUGUGAUGUUUUUUUUAAUAAAAAAAAAAAAAAAGAGAAAAACAUUUCGGGUAAAGGCAUCACCAUCUGUCAGCCAGCUGGCAUCCUGUAUAUAAUCUACCAGAAAAAAAAAGAAUAAACAUGAAAAUUAUAUUACACAAAAACCAGACGGAAACGACCUCCAAACCCUGCAUAGGCUGCUGCCGAGACGACAGAUCAUUUUACUGUUUUAAUUAACCGAGUAAAAAGGAUGGUAUAAAAAAGUGGUGGGGAAAUAAACUGAGAUGUAUUUCUACUGCUGGGAAAAAAUGUAAUAUGAAAGCCUCCUGCUUACUGCAGCGUCCUGGAUAAACAGAGCAACAUUUUAGACUUUGUAAAAUAUAUUGCACUUUUGGACUAAAAGCCAUCUCCCGUUUGCGUUCAAUUUGGCUAGACUCAUGAGACAUUUUAUAUGAAAAGCAGACAAUGAAGCAAUUUUUUAAAAGUCUACUUGAAUUUGUUGCCCUCAGCACUACCAUUCAUUCUUGUCGUAUUGCUUAUUUCCACUUGGAUAACAGUGCUGUUCAUCUUCAUUGUGCUAUAUUUAUGUUUUUCUUCUGUUUCUGCAUGUCUUAUGCAAAGAUUGAGCUUUUCACUCAGUGAAAUAAAAAACAUAUUGAACGAC